UUCGCCUCCUUUGCUUGCCUUCUUGUUUUCCUCGCGAUUUCCUCGUCUGCAAAUGCCGAAAAUAUGACGGAGCCACGGCGAAAUGAUAAUCUGAGCCCAUUUCAGGCGUGGAGGAGCGCGGUCGAGUGCAUGUUCAACAAAUCAAUAGCGUGCACGGAGCAGCAACAAAUAUGGCUGAACUUAACGAUAGAAGUGGCAAAAGAAGACAUGAGAGGUUACUGUGGAGGAGGGUGUUUGGAGCACACGAUGGACGUGCUAGACUGCAUCGACGACGUGAAGAGGGACUUCUGGUUCGCUAAUAACUUCGAUACACCGACCCUUCGUAGCUUCCUCAAUGAAAGAUGCUCCAAUUCAACGGCCUUUUCAUACAAGGAUGUGCCCACCACCACCACCAGCGGCGGCGGCCGCGGCGCAUUUCAAGUCCUAAACAACAUGGUUUUAUCCGUCAUCAUUCCCGUUUUGGCCUCAAUUUUAUCGUAUAAUUAUUAUUAUUAA
Molecule: messenger RNA, 495 nt
Organism: Cucurbita maxima (winter squash)
Lineage: Eukaryota; Viridiplantae; Streptophyta; Magnoliopsida; Cucurbitales; Cucurbitaceae
Exons: 4
Coding region: 64-495 (143 amino acids)
Source: RefSeq, a predicted model, not a curated record